Pimephales promelas (fathead minnow) is the source of this 659-nucleotide messenger RNA. RefSeq lists its product as uncharacterized. Gene Ontology annotation, molecular function: RNA binding. The record is from RefSeq and is a predicted model, not a curated record. NCBI's taxonomy places the organism in Eukaryota, Metazoa, Chordata, Actinopteri, Cypriniformes, Leuciscidae.
AAGUUACAUCUCUGACAUCCUCCUUAUAAAAAGCUUUGCAAACAGCUACUCUGAUAAGCUACUUUGAAAGGUGUUCAGGCAUUUGAGGAGCGUAUACAGAUAUAGAGUUUAAUAAUGGAAUCCAGAAAACGCGUAUACAUCCGUCUUCCAGAAGAAUACAAGGAAUUUCUAAAAUCUGGAGAAUGGGACCAUGGGAUUGUUGUUACAGAUCUGAAUCCACACGUGACCAAAGAUGAUCUUCACACCUACUUUCAAAAGUUCGGGACAAUUAUAGAAUCUGAUAUCACGAUUGACAUGUCUUCAGGAUGGCCGAAGGGUGUGGGCUUUGUGAUGUAUUCGUCCUCAGAGGAAGCUGAAGCAGCCGAAGCGGACGAGUCACCAAAACUGGGAGGUUUUCCGAUAUUGAUCAACAAAAUUGUUACGCCAAAAGAAUCAAGUUACUUAAGUAUGUGUUUGUGCAGAACCGGUUUGACAUGCAGUUAAAGACUCCUCAAUACCGAUCCGUUCAGCCAGACCUGUGUGUGAACUAGAAGAGGAAUAUAAGCACUGAUUGAAGGACUGAUUUGCACUUUUACUGGAAGAAAUGUGAACUAAAUGUUGCUGUAAUUCAAUGUAAAGAGUUUAAUUUUAUACGUUCAUUAUAAGAGUUUAAUUUUAUA